AUGGAGCAACCUCCUAGUCAUGCUGAUAGCUCUUUCUUUAUGUUUCAUCAUCAUUCUAACAUUAUUUAUUUGCUCUUUUAUGUUGAUGACAUUAUCAUUACUGGCAACAAUUCGUCUCUUCUUGACAGUUUCACUCGCAAGCUUAAUUCUGAGUUGGCCACCAAAGAUUUGGGUUCCCUCAGUUAUUUUCUUGGUCUGGAAGCUACCUCCACUACUGAUGGUCUUUUUAUUAGUCAGCUAAAAUAUACAUCGGAUAUCCUUACUCAGACUCAAUUACUUGAUAGCAAGCCCAUUCACACUCCCAUGGUUGUCUCUCACCACCUAACUAGCAAUGGUCCCACUUUCUCGGACCCCACUCUCUACAGAUCUCUUGUUGGUGCUCUCCAAUACUUGACCAUCACACGACCCAACAUUGCUCAUGUUGUCAACUUUGUUAGUCAGUUUCUACAUCCUCCAACUACAAAUCACUUUCUUGUUGUCAAGCGCAUUCUUUGCUAUGUGAAGGGUACUCUUCACUUCAAUCUUACUUUUCAUCCUUCUACUGCCUCUGGUGCUCUAGUUGCUUACUUUGAUGCUGACUAG
Messenger RNA from Carya illinoinensis, 582 nucleotides. RefSeq lists its product as uncharacterized. The transcript is spliced from 2 exons. NCBI's taxonomy places the organism in Eukaryota, Viridiplantae, Streptophyta, Magnoliopsida, Fagales, Juglandaceae. The coding region runs from base 1 to 582 and encodes 193 amino acids. The record is from RefSeq and is a predicted model, not a curated record.